AUGAAGCCCUCCACCCUCAUCCAGCGCCUAGUCGCCCCUCUCAGCGCCACCCGGACCCUCACCAGCGCCACGCCUCCCCAAGGCCGAUUCGCGAUCCUUACAACGGAGAAAGACAACACCCAAAACAACAACAACAACAACAGCAACGACAUCAUCACCAACCCGCCCUUCACCCUCUCCGACGCCACCCUGCACACCGACACCUUCCCGCCCCCGGCCUCCUGGCCCAACAGCUGGAAGAUCCCCGUCUCGCACUCGGCCUGCACCUCGUGGGCGCUGCCGGCGGCGCGCAUCCGAUCCGCCAUCGGCGACAUCAUCACCUGGGGCGACACGCCCACGCCGGCCUUCCCGCACCCCGUGCCCAAGCUGAUCGAGCCGCGCACCUGGCACCUGGCCACCGUCGCCAACGCGACCGCCUACGUGUGCAACUGCAAGUGGGAGCACUACGACCCCGUCCCCGCCGACGAGAUGUGGGAGUUCUACUACCGCCUCGUCGCCAUGUGCGGCCACGGCCAGAGCGGCUGGCUGUUCUCCAAGAAGUGGGACAAGGGCUUCGCCGUCGCCGCCACCGACUGGGUCGAGGGCAUGAAGCCCCAGCUGAGGAUUUGCCCGCCUUAUUGUUGUGGCGAAGACUCUGGAAAGCGAGGGUCGACAUGA
This is a messenger RNA of Hypoxylon fragiforme, 657 nucleotides long. RefSeq lists its product as uncharacterized. The record is from RefSeq and is a predicted model, not a curated record. Lineage: Eukaryota; Fungi; Ascomycota; Sordariomycetes; Xylariales; Hypoxylaceae. The transcript has 2 exons. The coding region runs from base 1 to 657 and encodes 218 amino acids.